CACUUCCAUGUAUUCCUCACUGACACGCCUUGCGUCUCCGGCCAGCACUUCUUCGCGCGAUGUAGGUCUUGCAGCUGCAUCUCUCUUACCACCGCUACCGCUAUACCGCCGCUUGCUUCGCGCACACCGAAGCCUCCCGAACCUCGAGAUGCGGACCCUGGGAGAUACAUACGUCAAGGACGAAUUCCGGCGGCACAGAUCAAUCGAGAAUCCGCUUCAAAUAGUUGGCUUCUUGACCCAAUGGAAGCUCUACCUUGAUGGGAUCGAGAAAGAUGGACAAGGAUACAAAGGCAGAAAGAUCGAUACGGCACAAUUCGAAAAGUUGUCCGAGGAGCAGCUCUACCAGCUCCACGAGCUCAUGACAGUUACUAGAACGCUCUUUGAUCCGGCAAAGGCCGAGUCUCAACCGCCAGGCGGCCAGAAGGCUGUGCAGGAAGCUGUCGACGAUGCACUACAGAAAAUUGUAGAAGAUAGAAAGGCGAGAAGUGGGAAGGGAGAGUGAAUCCCGGACUGAAUGAAUGUAAGACUAGC
This is a messenger RNA of Acaromyces ingoldii, 531 nucleotides long. Its product is annotated as ACN9-domain-containing protein. The record is from RefSeq and is a predicted model, not a curated record. Gene Ontology annotation, biological process: mitochondrial respiratory chain complex II assembly; succinate metabolic process. NCBI's taxonomy places the organism in Eukaryota, Fungi, Basidiomycota, Exobasidiomycetes, Exobasidiales, Cryptobasidiaceae. Bases 8 to 502 code for a protein of 164 amino acids. The transcript is spliced from 2 exons. Gene Ontology annotation, cellular component: mitochondrial intermembrane space; mitochondrion.